AUGUCGACCGGCGACAACCUCUCGCCGCCGGGCAGCUCGACGUACGAUAGCAGUUCUAUGUACGUCGGCGAUGGCACCUGGGACUCGGAUCGCAAUACUUUCCUCCUCCCGAACCUGCAAGGCCUCAACUUUGCGACGAUGCAAUACAAUGGCAUGGGGAAUCGCUUUCGAGAUCUGCCAGAGUAUCAUGUAUUAGUGACGGGACAUGGAGUCAUUGCGGCGAUCACGUUUCUGGGAAUCGUACCGGGUGCGAUAUUCAUUGCGAGGUUCUUGCAUACCGAGGGGAGGGUGGCUUUCAAGUUGCAUGUCUACAUGCAGAUCAUCACAGUAUUCCUGGCGACAGUCGUGCUGGUGCUGGGUUGGUUCGCAGUAGGACCGGAGAGGAGUUUGACGAAUCCACAUCAUGGCAUUGGAGUUGCGAUUUAUGUCUGCAUUCUGGUGCAGUUCUUAUAUGGCUGGUGGAUGACGAGGAGGGAGAGGAAGAGAACGAGACCACAUCCGACGAUACCUGUCAAGGUGCAUUUGCACAGAUUGUUUGGAAGAGCUGUUGCGCUUCUUGCGUUUGUACAAGUUGCGCUGGGGUUGACGCUUUACGGCUCGCCGAAGGUGCUUUUUAUCCUGUACGCUCUGUGGGGAGCACUAUUACUCUUCGCAUACCUUGCGCUCGAGUACAGGAACAAGGCUCGUCUGGUUGGUGCAGUGGGGCCUCCUCCGAGACCUGCUCAAUCCGACUACUACUCCGACUACACUGGUAGCUACAUUACCGGUGACCAAACACAGCUUACUGGAGAUGGUAGACGAAGAGAUAGGAGCCGAGACAGAUCGCAUUGGGGACGGAAUAUCCUAGCGGGCGCGGGUCUAAUUGGAGCGUAUGAGUGGUACAGAAGGAAGCGUGAUGACAGGCGAGUAGAAAAGGACAAUACCUACUACGAGGACAGCGAGAUGACGGGUCGACCGCCGCAUACACCAGGCCGCCCAGGCUCUUCAAUGGGACCGCCGCGUCCAGGUCCAGGUCCUCGGAUCCCAGAUCCAUAUGGCCCAACCCCAGUCGCUGGGUAUGGACCAACUCCCAGUGCCGGAUAUGGCCCACCUCCAGGAAGUGUGCCUCCACCAGCAACAUAUGCUGGAGCCAGGCCGCCGAGCAGAGGCAGCAAUCGUGCUCGUCGAAACGAUGGGACGAUGAUGUCUCCACAAAGCUGGGAAGAUGACGAGAUGGCUGAGGAGAAGUACGGUCGUCGACCAGAGCGGGGACCGAAUACUUGGCGAGAUCGGAUCUUGGGCGCUGGCGCUGGGAUUGCAGCUUUCGAGGGAGUUAAAAGCAUGUUCGGUGGGAGGAAGCGAAGGAAUGAUGGAUAUGUGGAUUCUCAAGUCAGCUACAGGCCAGGCGAUCAGAGCAUGGUCAGCCAGACGGACGUAUCUCGCGUGGAAGCUGGCCAGGCCCCUUUCUCUCCGGGUGAUCAGAGGCCAGGCAGACGAGUACGGGUGGAAGAUACGUCUACCAUGACACCAACGCGACCAGGAAUUGGACGGCGGCCAACUGGCAUACCACCCAGGAGAUCAAGCAUGGAUUCCAUGUCGUACGAUGACGACGAGAGCUAUGUCAAUCCUCCCCCAAGGCGUCCUGCUGAUGGUGGCCAAACGUUGCGAGAGAGUAUAGCUGCCAUGGGCGCGGUCGCUGGAUUCCGUGAGUGGAACAGGAGGCGAAGAGACCGCAGGGAGCAGGAUAGGAACGAUCAAAUACGGCGGCAGGAGCUUGAUAGUGAGGAGCAAUUCAACCGUCGAAACUCGAAUCGAUAUCCGAGGCCGCAAGAUGCCAGCGGAAGGAGGGAGAGCCUGUCAGGGACGAUCAUGACAGGUCCUCAAGACCCAACGGUGGGUAGUCAUCCAGAGCUUUCGAGGACAAACUUCCGUCCAGACACUUUGCAGCCUCCUCUUCCUGCUGCAGCAGGGACGAUACCGUCUGCGAGCGGUGCACCGCCGAGUACAGUGGGACCGAGCAUCAGUCAACAGCAUGUGCCGCAACCACCGCCUCAUGGGCAGCAUCAGCAGCAGACGACCAAUAUCAACUUCCCUAUCCCACCUCCGCCGCCAGGACCGCCUCCGAAUGCUAGCAGACCCGCCGACUAUCAGGCACCAGUGCCGGGGUCACUAGCUAUGCCUCAGGGAGCUGUGUACCCAGACCCAUCCAGGCUUGUAUCUGAGCAGACGCAGACUCAACAACAAGGCACAGGCGGCAUGUAUCGAGAUGGUACUUCAACAGCAGCAGAAGAAGCCGCCGUGGCAGCAGCAGGUCUUGCAGCAGGUCAGCGAACGCAAUCGCAAUCCCCCUCUCGGCGAAGAGGCUCUCGAACAAGACAAGACCGUCGAGGCAGCAGCGCAGCCGCAUCAGGAUCCCGAAACGACAACGGUGGCAUAAGUAGCCCCCCAGUCAGCCUCAAGAUGAACGUCCACCCAGACGGUGGGGCAGUCACACUGCGACGACUGAACGAACAGGAAGCCGCCGCCGAGCGCGCAGCGAGAAGACGGGAGCGCCGAACGAGAAGAGGAUCGAGUCUGAGCUCUGGAGGCGAAGAACCUGGUUCCUCACGAUACAGACGCAACGGCGCGAUAAGACGCUCAAGCGACCAGCCCAUCACGAAUGUUCCUCCACCGCCUGCCAUGUCGAGCUCGGCUGGAGGCAGCCAUCGCCCGCCUUCGGAACUCAAUCUUCCUCCUGUACCUGCGCCAGGCCGUGUCCCUCAAGCCUCAGAUUCCCCUGUUCCCCCGGCGGGUCUCUUACCGGCUGCUGGCCCAGCUGGUAGCGGUGCGGUGGGCAGCCCUCCCAAUGUCGCCGGCACGGGGACGGAUAUGGGAACUGGGACGGAUGUGAGUGUUUUCGAGAGUAAUCGAAGGCGGAGGCGGGCGGAGAGGAUGAGGAGGGAGCAGGCUGCUGGAGGUGGGGGGAAUCGUGUGGAGUUUGAGUGA
This is a messenger RNA of Zasmidium cellare ATCC 36951, 2964 nucleotides long. RefSeq lists its product as uncharacterized. The record is from RefSeq and is a predicted model, not a curated record. Gene Ontology annotation, molecular function: transmembrane monodehydroascorbate reductase activity. The transcript has a single exon. NCBI's taxonomy places the organism in Eukaryota, Fungi, Ascomycota, Dothideomycetes, Mycosphaerellales, Mycosphaerellaceae. Bases 1 to 2964 code for a protein of 987 amino acids.